This is a messenger RNA of Leptidea sinapis, 625 nucleotides long. It is a transcript of the gene RpS13, whose product is annotated as 40S ribosomal protein S13. Lineage: Eukaryota; Metazoa; Arthropoda; Insecta; Lepidoptera; Pieridae. Gene Ontology annotation, molecular function: structural constituent of ribosome; small ribosomal subunit rRNA binding. The transcript is spliced from 3 exons. The coding region runs from base 146 to 601 and encodes 151 amino acids. Gene Ontology annotation, biological process: translation. Gene Ontology annotation, cellular component: ribosome; cytosolic small ribosomal subunit; nucleolus. The record is from RefSeq and is a predicted model, not a curated record.
CAGACUCUACUGCAAUCCAAAGAUAACAAAUUAAUGUCAAAAUAUUUCUUAGUUUUUCCAACUUUGUUUCCGGACCGAAAGGCACCAUCUUUUCAGUUUCGUUGUUGUCGUUGUCAGUUGGGCGAUUUUGUAAAAAGCCGCAACCAUGGGUCGUAUGCACGCACCUGGCAAAGGUAUUUCGAAGUCAGCUUUACCGUACCGCCGAAGUGUACCAACUUGGUUGAAACUAACAGCAGAUGAUGUCAAAGAACAAAUAUUUAAACUUGGCAAGAAAGGUCUUACCCCAUCACAGAUCGGUGUCAUGUUAAGGGAUUCCCAUGGAGUGGCCCAGGUCAGAUUUGUCACUGGUAAAAAGAUCCUCCGUAUCAUGAAAGCCAUGGGUUUAGCUCCUGAUCUACCUGAGGAUCUCUACUACUUAAUUAAGAAAGCUGUUGCAAUGAGGAAACACUUGGAACGUAACAGGAAAGAUAAGGACAGCAAAUUCCGGCUCAUUCUUGUAGAGUCCAGGAUUCACAGGCUAGCUCGCUACUACAAGACCAAGAGUGUGCUGCCUCCAAACUGGAAAUAUGAGUCAAGCACGGCAUCUGCUUUAGUGGCUUAAGUUUAAUAAAUUUAUCAACAUUCA